Talaromyces amestolkiae is the source of this 1713-nucleotide messenger RNA. RefSeq lists its product as uncharacterized. The record is from RefSeq and is a predicted model, not a curated record. Gene Ontology annotation, molecular function: polyamine transmembrane transporter activity. The transcript has 3 exons. The coding region runs from base 1 to 1713 and encodes 570 amino acids. Gene Ontology annotation, biological process: intracellular polyamine homeostasis; transmembrane transport. Lineage: Eukaryota; Fungi; Ascomycota; Eurotiomycetes; Eurotiales; Trichocomaceae.
AUGGCUGUCGGUGACUUGGAUGCCGAAAAGGCCUGUGAACAUCAGAGUCCGCUAUCCGUCCACUCAGAUACAACCACGACUUCGAAUCUGAAACUGAAUCACGAGAUGAAUGCUACCCGAGGUCAGAGCGACAUUGAAACCAUUUACGCAAGCGUUACUGGUGAACCUUCGGGGAAGAUAGGUGAUGAGUUAGCUUGCACCGACAAUAUUCAGUCCCGCAGUCAGUCACGGACUCCAUCUACUCGCUCCCACCCGCUGUCUAUUGUCCAGCGCUCCAAGCGGCGUGGGAUCCUUGGACGCUUCGCGAUCAUACCCGAAGUCAAUAACCCGUAUGACUACCACAAAUCCACAAAAUGGGGUAUCACGGCCACCGUCUCUUUGGCAACAGCUGUAGCACCUAUGGGUUCAUCCAUCUUCUACCCCGCCCUUGGUGCUCUAGUUGACGAGCUUGACACUUCCGAGACCAUCAUCAAUAUGUCCGUCGCCUUGUACAUGCUCUCCAUGUCUAUCUUCCCUAUCUGGUGGUCAGCAUUUUCCGAGCAGUUUGGCCGCCGCAGUAUCUACCUCCUCUCCUUCGCCCUAUUCAUCGUAUUCUCCAUCCUCUGUGCUGUCAGCACCAAUGCGCCCAUGCUUAUCAUUUUCCGUCUCUUGGCCGGAGGCGCUUCAGCCAGUGUGCAGGUCAUUGGUGCAGGUACCAUCGCUGACAUUUGGGAAUCCCAUGACCGAGGCCGCGCUAUGUCUCUCUUCUACUUAGGACCUAUGCUUGGGCCCCUCUUUGGUCCGCUCCUUGGUGGUGUUUUGACGCAGUACUUGGGCUGGCGAUCAACCAUGUGGUUCCUGACCAUCUACGGCUUUGCCAUUAUUGUGGCGAUCUUCUUCCUGCUUCCGGAGACGUUAGCUCGCAAGAACGAGCCUGCCAUGACCCACCAGCUCACACGCAUGUCCACUCGGGAGUCUAUCAGGGUCAAGAGGAAGAAGUUCACGACGUCACUCAAUCACUACCUAAUCGAACCUCUGAGCGUUCUCCUACUCCUACGCUUCCCACCCGUGUUUCUCACAGUAUUGAUCGCCGCCAUCACCUUUAGCUCCGUAUACGUCCUUAACAUUGUCAUCCAAUACGGCUUUGCUCGCCCUCCGUACAACUUCAACGAAACGACCGUAGGAGUGACAUAUAUGGCUACCGGGCUGGGAUACGUCGCCUCGUCAAUGGUCGGUGGUCGCUGGAUGGAUUCGAUUAUGGCAAGGGAGGCUCGCAAGGCCGAGAGAUAUGAUACGCAAGGGAAGCUUAUUUACCUACCGGAAGAUCGGAUGAAGGAGAAUGCUUGGGUAGCGAAUGCCAUAUAUCCGCUUUCAUUGUUGUGGUUUGGAUGGUCAAUGUAUUAUAGAGUGCAGUAUAUGGUGCCUAUCAGUGCGCUUUUCAUCUUCGGGUUCUCUUCGAUGCUUCAGUUUACCCUCAGCACAACCAUGCUCACGGAAUUUGUCCACAAACGUAGUUCUGCCGGCGUCGCUGUCAAUAACUUUGUCCGAAAUAUCUUGAGUUGCGGCGGGACUAUAGUUGCCGCGCCUUGGAUCGAGGGKGUGGGUGUGGGCUAUAUGAUGACGACACUGUGUGUUAUUUGCUUGCUGUUGGGGUUCUUGGGUAUCUGGCUUAUUAGCAGCAACGCGCAGAAGUGGAGGGCGGCGAUGGAUGAGGCAUUGAAGAAGAUGGAUUGA